AUACACCCAAUAAAUUUUCAUCUUUGGUGGUUUUUUAGAAUGAGUACCAUUUUCAUUCACAUUUUAUGACCGAAACAUGACUCUGAUACACCUAACUCCGUUCAAAUGCGGCGGAGUGAGCUUAGGUUUUGCAAACGAGCACCAUCUCUCCGAUGGGACCUCCGGCCAACAUUUCAACAAGUUAUGGGGUGAGAUCGCUCGCGGCCUAACCCCCUCCGUCCCUGCUUUCCUCGACCGUCCCCCACCCACCUCCCUCCCCCUCUCCCACACCACUUUCUCCAUUUUCAAGCUCACCCUUGACCAAAUCAACUCCCUCAAACAAAAAUGCAACCACAACAUUUACAUAAACAACAACAACAACAAUUCGAAAUUUACAACGUACGAGGUUGUUACAGGACAUGUGUGGCGCUGCGUGAGCGCCGCACGUGGGCUACCUGGGGACCAGGAGACCAUGCUGCAGCUCCCCGUGGACGCUCGCACGAGGCUGCAGCCGAACCUCCCACCGGGAUACCUAGGCAACGCGAUCUUCUACACCGACGCGAUGUCCCUGUGCGGGGAGCUGGUGACGGAGCCCUUGGCGUUCGCGGUGGGGAGAGUGCACGACGCGAUCGCGCGGAUGGACGACGAGUAUUUGAGGUCGGCUGUCGACUACAUGGAGCUGCAUCGCGAUGCCAUCGUGGGCACUGCGGUCACUCGCGAAUGCCCCAACGUCGGGAUCACGAGCUGGCUGCGCUUCCCGUUUUACGAAGUGGAUUUCGGCGUGGCUACUUUUGAAGGGAAGGGCUAUCUGUAUUCUGAUCCGGAAAAUGAAGGGGGCAUCUAUAUUGCGAUAACGCUGGGUGAAAAACAUAUGAAGAGGUUUGCAAAGUUUCUCUAUGAUGAGUGUAGCAUAGCUCAAGCCAUGAAUGGUGAGCACAAGUUUGCAAGGCGACAAAACCAAGUACAAAAUCUAUCCGAUCUAGCAAACUCCCUUAGUGCUACUAGAAAAUUGACUUUUUAUGGCACUUCAAAAUGCCACAAGAAUUAUGUUAACGUUACACUUUACCUAUAA
This is a messenger RNA of Salvia splendens (bonfire salvia), 1051 nucleotides long. RefSeq names its product rosmarinate synthase. Bases 77 to 1051 code for a protein of 324 amino acids. The record is from RefSeq and is a predicted model, not a curated record. Lineage: Eukaryota; Viridiplantae; Streptophyta; Magnoliopsida; Lamiales; Lamiaceae. The transcript is spliced from 2 exons. Gene Ontology annotation, molecular function: acyltransferase activity, transferring groups other than amino-acyl groups.